Molecule: messenger RNA, 817 nt
Organism: Drosophila kikkawai
Lineage: Eukaryota; Metazoa; Arthropoda; Insecta; Diptera; Drosophilidae
Product: period circadian protein
Biological process (GO): anaphase-promoting complex-dependent catabolic process
Cellular component (GO): anaphase-promoting complex
Source: RefSeq, a predicted model, not a curated record
CUCUCUUUUGAAUAACUGUUUCACCACGAAGCUCGCUCUUUUCCUCUCUGCACGAGUUUUUGAGUCCAGGAAAAAUUAAAAAUUGUACAAAAAAAUGCUAAAACGCGACCUGCAGAGCAUCACACUCAAGUUGUCCGAUCUCAAGGAGUACGAGGUGGCUCGCCUGAAGAACAAGUACAAGCCGCCACAUCCCCGAUUGUCCCAGGAGGUCAUCCUCAGCGACGAUCCCUCCACCUCGGGCACGGCAACCAGCUGCAGCUGCCCAUCGGGAUCAGGUACGGCCUCGGGUUCGGGCUCAGGAUCUGGAUCUGGAUCUGGCUCUGGAUCAGCAUCGGUAUCGGGAUCGGGCACUCGAUCGGAGACACCUUCCUCCGCAUCGUAUACCACUUCCACCACCCCGACGCCGGCUACCCAGGAAGAGCUACUCGAUCGAAUGGGCAGACCCUCGUCGGCCGUUACGGCCACCACCACGACCACGGGCACCACAGGCUCCGGAUCCACUGACGAUGUAAGCGUGGCCGCUGUGGUCGAUGAUACGGACACCAUUGAUGAGAUAAGCGACGACAACUGGGUGGAUCUGAAUGCGGACACCAACGAUACGAAUGAUACGCUGGACACCCUCGACACCAACGAGGAGGAUGGCGCUAGGGGAGGCAUCUAGAGGCGAGGAAACUUGUCCACAUAACACACGCGGCUGCAGCUGAAGCGUGCUCCAUAUUUUAUUUAAAUAUUUCUAUUUCAAUUUAUUAUAUUCCAUUUUCAUCACAUAUUUUGUAUACGUAACCCAAAGUAUAUUAUAACCACACUGCAUGCUCAA